This is a messenger RNA of Dibothriocephalus latus, 210 nucleotides long. NCBI's taxonomy places the organism in Eukaryota, Metazoa, Platyhelminthes, Cestoda, Diphyllobothriidea, Diphyllobothriidae. The record is from the annotation of a GenBank genome assembly.
CACUUUUCGCAGUUGGUGUGGAAAGAUACCAAAUUUGCCGGUUUUGGAGUUGCAAAGACAGCCGAUGGGCACGGCGUGUUCGUUGUCGGCCAGUACGAUCCCCCAGGCAACGUUAUGGGCAACUGGGGCAGUCAGGUUCCAUGCCCCCUGAAUAGGAAGGUCGUCGUGCCUACAGCCGAUGCGCUGUGUAAGUCAAUUUACCAGACCUGA